GUUCGCCGGUGGGCGGCGGUCUGAGGGAGCCUGUUGCUUCUCCGGAGGUGCCCCGUUAAGGGAUGGGGAGGCCCCGAGCCCGCUGGGAGGAGGGCCAGUCCUAGCUCUGAGGCUCUGGCGGGGCAAUAUCCCUGCCCCCCCUCCCCACGUCGGCGGGUACGUCGGCGGGCCGCGACGCCCCUCGCCUGAGGAAGGUGGGAGUCAAUCAUUUUGACAGGUCUCCUGAAAGGAACAGCCAGAAGGAGUUGAAACUCUCUUCCAUUUGGUCUCGUGGCAAAGGCAGAGAUUGCUCCAACAGCUCCAUACAAUAUGACGUGCUCACUCGUGCCCUCUGAACGGUCUUCUAGAACCUCUUUUUUGCUUAAAGACAAUGCUCCAUUUUCUUGGGGCUCCUUGGAUGAGGAUGGAUUAGAUGACUCUUUGUUAGAGCUAUCUGAUGGAGAAGAAGAUGAUGGCCAUUUCAGUUUCACUGAGGAAGAGAUUGAGGUGCUCUUAAAGGAUGAUGGUGAUGAUGGGCAUGAUGAAAACAGAGGACCAGGGAGUCAGCGUCUACUCCAUAAUUCCCAAGAAAAAAAUUCAUCGUAUAGUUUGGGACCAGUAGCUGAGACCUCUGGCUGCUUCAAACUACCUCAGCUAAGUACAUCACUUGGUCAUGGACCAAAUUCUACAAAACCAUUAGACAGAAACUUUGUACUAGAAAAAAAUUUUGUGAAAGUAACUGUUGCACCAUUUAAUCCAACAGUUUGUGAUCCUGUGCUUGAUAAAGACAAGACUGAUUCAUCCAAAGAUACUGAAAAAUCCUCCUCCCUUGAGGAACAGAUGAGAGAAGAUGAUGAUCUUAGUCCAAAUGAGAGCAAACUUUGUACUGAAUCUGAAGGGACCAACCUCAAUUCCACCGUCAAUGGGUCCUUGCUCUCUUCUCCUUCAAACAAUAACCUGCAACAGACGGUUUCUGUGAAAAAUACACCUGGCAGCAAGAAAUCUACUUCUGAAUUCCCUCAGAUCUCAGACCAUUCAGAGACACCUAAUACAGGGUCAUCCUGGAAAAAUGGAUCACAUAAAUCAAGUUCUGAAGUGAGAAAUUCAGUUGUUUCCAGUUCUUCAAGCAGACAGAAUGCUCAUGACAAGGAUUCUGGGGAGAUGAAAGUUCGGGAGAGAAGCGAGAAAAGAGUACUAGGCAAAGUCAUUCCUGUUCUACAAACCAAAACCAGGACUAAUGUUUCGACAUUUUCACAGUCAGAUCUGGAAAAGCAGAAGGAAAUUUAUCUCAGCAGAGUCAUUGCACAUAUAGAAGAUCCAGGGGACUCCAAUCAAGGUACUUCGGGGGAGCUAGAUACCUUGAUGGAUCAAGUUCAUAUGCAGAACCCAGACUGGCAGCAUCCUUCAGAUCUUACUACUAGAAAUUAUGCCCGGUUCCGACAGAAACCUCUGCAAAGAUACAGUCUGACUCAGUGGGUUGACAGGAACAAGCGAAGCCAUCAUCGGUUCAAGCGUCUACCAGACUUCUCCUAUGGUCCAUAUGUCUCAUCCCAUCAGCAGUAAAGGUCCUAGCCAGGGUCCUAUUCAGAGCAGCAUCACUUUCUUCUGCUGUUUUGUGCUUUACAUAUUUUGAAGUUUAUUUUUCACAAAAUUUUUAUUUAACAAACUUGUCACCUUUUGGAAUUGCCCAUUGCUGACUUGAAUUUUUUUGUAUGAGGACCUUCCUGAUUUUGUGUGUUUAUGUGUGUUUAAGCAGUGUUAAAUUGAUGUGGGUUUUUUGUUUUUGUUUUUUUAAUUUAAAUUGACUGUCUCUUGAAGGCUAGCAUUAAGCCAAAACACCAGGUUCAUCAGAACAUCCACAUCUAUGCAGAGGUAAAGCCUACCUCUGGUGCCCAAAAGAAGUCAUGUUUUAAUCUACUGUGAGGAAGAGAUUCUUUACCAGGCUAUGAGCCAGUGUUAAUUGUUGCUGAUGUGAUGUCUUGUGAAUGGAUAUAAGUCACUUUGUGUGAGAGUGGGUGUGUGUUUGCGUGCUUGCACAUGUGCUGGUACUGGAGCUUGAAUUGAGGGCUUUAUGCUCUUGAUAGGCUUUCUUGCUGGCACUCUUGUCACUUGAGGCCAUGCCUUUAGUUCAGCAUUUUGCUGGUUAAUUGGAGGUGAAGUCUCACAGACUUUUCUGCCCAGGCUGGUAGAUAUAAGUCACUUUUAUUGACCCUUUUUACUUCUUAAAUUUGAAUCUUUGAACACUUGUCAGUAUUUUAAAGUUGGUAAUCAGGACAUUUGAAGUAGGAUGGAGUAGGAGAAAAAUCCUAGUAAAAGGAAGAAUUAAAAAUAUAAAUCCUCUUUCUGUACCUCUUAGCUGCCGUUGUUAAUAUUUAUUAUUCGCUAUCUUCAUUCUCGGCUAAAUUUAUUUUGCACAUAUUGUUUACAAAUCUUACACAUUCUUAAUUGACAGAAGACUUCUGACUAACCUCUGUUGAAUGCCUUGUGGUUUUCUGAUUGUCUUCUCUGUUCUUUUUUAAGGAUUUCCCUCCACCCCACCCAGCAACUCACUUUGUUCCCUAAGGUUCUACAGAUAGUAUUUCUGUAUCAUGUUAAGACUUGGAUAUGCCAUAUGCCUUUUCAGAAUGGUGUUUUUCUUUUCCUUAUCAAAGAGUUGCCCACCAGUUUUGACUGAUCCACAGACCAGUGUUAUUGAGGUGUCUGUUGGUCUUAAGCUUCAUCUUCUGCUCCCCAACCUUAGGAUGUUAAGAGUGCUUCCUUCCCAUGGAAGCCUUUGGGGAGGCACUCUUAUCUCCCUCAUUAGUUAAUAGGUACUUUUAGACCCUGGAUGUUACUGUCAUUUUUGGUCAGGCCCCAGAUACAUAGUUUCACAUAACUGCUCAAGUGGGUCUAAGAGAAUUGUGAUUGAGCCAUGCACAAAAGCAUUACUUGAUCUUAAGGUUUGGUAUUAUAACCAAAGCUAACAGACUUUGUGCGUUUUUCUUAAUGGAUAUCUUAGGAGUUUGUUAUUCUCUCUUGGAAGGUUUUGCAAUCUGGCAUUCACACAGCUGUUAUUUACCCUCUGAAGGUUGUUCAUAGCUCCUGUAGCCUCUAUCUAGUUUUCUUUCAUCAGCUCCAUCUUUGUAUGUAUGUAAGCAAUCUUAAAGAAUCCUACCCGAGUUUAGAAACUGACUUGAGAAAAGCAUGGUCAUUCAAGCCUCCAAUAAAUUUGGAUAGGUGUUUCUAAAUGUUUAAUGUUUUUGUCCAGUCAAAGAUUCUCUUUCCUUAGGCAUUUGAUUUAAAUUCUGCGAUUACAAUUCAGUAGAGGAAUUCUAUGUGAAGGCAGUAGUCAGAAUCUGUUAUCUUAGUUGGGUGAUUGGCAUUUAUGUCAUUGGUCGCUUCUCUAAGCUGCCUGAAAUUAGCCUGAUGGAGUGAGACAAGCCAAACAUACACCUUUGGGACCAAAGCAUAGUUGAAAUUAAACAUAGCCAGACUAGCUAGCAUUGCAGCUGUCUUGUUCCUCACAGGUAACCCAGGGAGUGGAGGGACAGCAUUUUGCCUAGGCAAAAAUCUGAGACAUUGUUGGCCCUCCUGGUAUAGGAAGGUUUUAAGACUAAAUGUGUAAUAAGAGCGUUGCCUUUGCCAAAUCAAAUGAAUGACAGGUUAACUAGAAAAUGUGACAAUCACAUUUCCUCUUGCUCAAAUAAUUCUGUUUUCCAAGCUUUAGCAGCUUAAUUAAAUCUGUUGGACUGGAGGAGGAGAGAGCUGUUCUUUAGUGGUUAACAUGGUAUUCUUAAAAAAGAAAAACAAAGCCAAAGAAAACUCAUCUGGCAUAUUUGCCUUAAGAUGGUAGUGGGUAGAAACUGGACUUUUAAUCUCUUUUCAAAGCUGCAUAUUUCCUAUGUUUGAUUUUGAUGUAAGUCUAGUAUUUCAGGUAGAAUUUUUGCUAUAUGUUUAAAUUUGAGUAAGGGUUAUGUGCAUUUAACUGGGUAAGGGUUAUGUGCAUCUAACUGCUUUCUUCAUCCAUGAUGACAUUCUUUCCAUAGGGGUCUUGACAAAGCAGAGUAAAAAUGUGCUAUUUAGUUUACUUCUAAAAUGGAGCCUGAGAUAGCCUAUAGUUUUCAUCUAAUACAGGUUCUGAUUUACUUGCAUUGUUGUCAGGAUCAGUUAUGAAACUGAAGUUUAGUGCCUCCUCUUUAUCAUGUUUCUUCCCUUGUAGCAGUUGUGUUUAAUGUCAUUAAAAAGAAAUAAAAGUUCUU
Molecule: messenger RNA, 4217 nt
Organism: Perognathus longimembris pacificus (Pacific pocket mouse)
Lineage: Eukaryota; Metazoa; Chordata; Mammalia; Rodentia; Heteromyidae
Gene: S100pbp
Product: S100P binding protein
Exons: 7
Coding region: 310-1542 (410 amino acids)
Cellular component (GO): nucleus; cytosol
Molecular function (GO): calcium-dependent protein binding
Source: RefSeq, a predicted model, not a curated record